GAUUAUAUACAAACCUUUUCUUCUCCGUGAAAGAUUUUGUAACAACAAGGGAAUUAGCGCUUUUCAUGUGCCCUUCGCUGUGCGAUGAAAAACAUUGUGUCCACAAUGUUUAUUUCAGAGACUUCUUAAGAAUGACUCGAGGCAUUUUCUUUGUAUUACUGCAAUGUUUACUGGGGAGAGGUGGUUACAGACCUACACCAUUCAUGUUGUGACGAAAACUGAAGAUAACUGAACUGAAAUAACGUACAAAUUUAGUCACUGAUAUUAUUAUGUAUUUAAUGUAAAACACAUGAUCUAAACGCGCCGAGAAUCAGAGGAUUAUUCGGAAACACGAAAUCCGCUAUCUAUGAAGACGAACGGGUAAAUUUGAAUACGAUUUCGUGAAUGAAUUUGAAUGAAGUUUGACAAAUGACGUUGGAGCCAGCUAACUGUCAGAGAAAUGUCCAAGCAAACGGAAGCCAAGUUGCUGGGAUUCAGCAAGGAUUUCAUCAAAAGUAUUGAAGAAAUGUGCCAUAAGAGAGACAGCCUUCACAAGGAAAUCGUGGCCACACAGAAGGAGCAGAAAAAUAUCCAGAGAGACAUUGGGGUGCUGACGGAGAAACUUUCUCAGAUCAGUCAAAGUAUGGCGAAAAGAAUGGCGGAGAGAAAUGCAUAUGACAGGACGAUACAGGAGACGGAAAUAGAAUACAAAAGGAUAAGAGAAAUCUUGCUAAAUCCCUUGGCGUACAGAGAACGACAACUUCGAGAAAAACGAGAAGAGAAAAUAAACGAGCAGGCGCAAGAGCAGGCUAAAAAGACAUGAAAUGAGUUAUGACAUUUUUUCUUCAAGUUAAAGGCAAUACCGCAAAUGAGUGUACGGAUGGUGCUAUUUGUCCUGUACUUUUUGUGAUGGCUCCAUUUCAACUGACACACAUGUUGGUGGAUAUUUACACUUGUUUAUAGAAUCAUGUCAGUUUUAAAGCUGCCGGAUAAGGCUAUGGUUGUAACUGGCAAAACAAGAGGGUUGCUGUUUUACAUUCCAAGUAUAUGUGGUAGUAGUACAUUGUAGUCACGCGCAAAAUGCAAUAUGAUUAUGUACACAUGAUGCUUAAUGUAUAAUUUUAGAUUUAUUGGUAAUAUAAUGCAAUUUUAAUUUCAGGCGAUACUUUUUUUUCACUUAUAUAAAUAUUAAACGAAUGCUACAUGUAAAACAAUGUCAUCCAGUAUGAGUGUAUUAACUUAAUUGCUUGUCAUCGUUGAAUAGUUCUUCAAUAUCUGGUGUAUGAAAAUAUUAUAUUGACAUCCACAAUACCAAAGACGAAUACGUGCAUGUACUAGUAGAAUGCAAUUAUGCCAGACAAUAAAACGUUUUUCAUAUGAUCAUUAAAAAACGAUUUC
Lingula anatina is the source of this 1377-nucleotide messenger RNA. RefSeq lists its product as uncharacterized. NCBI's taxonomy places the organism in Eukaryota, Metazoa, Brachiopoda, Lingulata, Lingulida, Lingulidae. The record is from RefSeq and is a predicted model, not a curated record. Gene Ontology annotation, cellular component: ciliary basal body.